AUGCAUCUCCCCCUCCUCCUCCUCGCCCUCGCAACCUCCACACUCGCCGCUCCAACAACCAAAUACCACCCCACCCCCCCAACGCCGUACAACUACAUCGCGCAAACGAAAGCCAGCGGCAUCGCCACGCACCUCGCCAAACGCACCACAGGCGGCGUUACGCUGUCUGAUGGCGUGGGCUUCACGGGCGACGUCUGGUAUGGUGUGCUGCCUUUGGCGGAGUGCAUUGCGUUGAAUUCGUACGCGGGAGAUUUGGGCUCUUUCCAGCCUGAUGAGGGGUUGGAGUGUUAUUUGGGCAAAUGCAACGACGACGAAGACUUUGCGGACUUGUUCAACAACAGUUCCGAGGACUGCGAUCUUCCGGCGGCGUACCCGUGGAUUGGCAAGGUGGAGAGCUUCAUGUGCUUCACGCAGAUCGACACUGGGAUUAGUGACAAGUGA
Molecule: messenger RNA, 441 nt
Organism: Neohortaea acidophila
Lineage: Eukaryota; Fungi; Ascomycota; Dothideomycetes; Mycosphaerellales; Teratosphaeriaceae
Exons: 4
Coding region: 1-441 (146 amino acids)
Source: RefSeq, a predicted model, not a curated record